UAAACCAAAUAUUAACUUGCGAGUGAAAGAAAAUGCUCCAGCAAGGAUAUUGCGAUCUAACACACGCGGACGUAUCAAGUGGCAGUGAAACGAACAAUAAUACACCGUUUUCGGUGAAGGACAUACUUAACAUCGUGGAAUCGGGUGCCGGAGUCAUGGAUGGAUAUCUCAACUGUCAGAUGGAAAGCACACCUAAUCACUUUUCGUACACGGCUUACACCGGUUACGACACUUCCUAUCAUCCGCCGGAUCCUUACAGCAUGAUUUCCCAUGGUUAUCUCUCACAAACUCACCACCACCAUGACCUCAACUAUGGACCCUCUACGUACGACUUUAGCUCUCCCUCCGUUCCCUCAGCAGUCCUGCCACCUCAUCUACCACCUCCCCAUUAUUCGCACACUCAAUCGUAUGGAUACCACCAUAACACUACGAUCAGUGCAGCCAAUGGCACGGCUAACGCAACAUCCAGUCCAGCACUCAGUUCCGUAGCGAGCUCUGUGGGGUCCGAGCUUGAGUUGGGAGUGUACGGCAAUUCGGAAAAACCACCGGUAAUGGGCGAACACGAGCACCAAUGUUCUAGCUUUCUGCUCCAGGACGUACGUUCUACCCUACUGGACACUAGCACACCGUUGGAUAUUACGUCCGGUGCGAGAAGUCCACACGACGGUAUCAAAGUAAAAGAUGAAUCCUUUUCGAGCGUUUCCACGUGUGUCACCUCGGAACACGUGCAGGAACUGGACAGCCUGUGUCAGUUGAACAACAACGCCAAUGCCGAAGAGGACAUGAUGCAAAAAGAAUGCAGCACCCAGCUCGUCACGUCGUCUCGUUGUGAGCUGCGCAAGAACGGGAAGCUACGGGCCAAACGAAAGCCUCGUAUUCUGUUCUCCCAGGGGCAGGUGUUGGAGCUCGAGCGGCGGUUUCGACAGCAGCGCUACCUUUCCGCACCGGAACGGGAGACACUUGCUAGCAUCCUGAAGCUGACACCGACGCAGGUGAAGAUAUGGUUUCAAAAUCGACGGUACAAAUCGAAACGCGUCCAGAUUGAGAGUGCCUCAGCGAACAAAUGUGACACAACUUCGACUGGUGGCAGUGGUGGUGGUCCCCGAUGUCCUUCGGAUUCUGGAUCUAGUAGCAAAGAUUACGAUGAGCUGUCGCUCGGAGUUAGUGUUGCAGCGGGACCAGGUAACUAUGGGCCAGGAUUCCAUGGAUCAACGGGUACUAGUACGGGAUCAGGUUCUACGAUGGUAUCAAACAUAAGUUCGUCAAUAGCGGUAGGCUCAUCGUCCACCGUUCCACCACCUCCAUAUCCGGCCUAUGGCAUUCAGUACUCCGAACAGUAUUCAUCUCCCCCUCCUCCACCACCACCUCCAAAUCCAUACUACGACCAAAAAGUUUCCUACUGGUAGUACCAUAGAAUUAUUAGGUCAAUCAGCUGUAAAUACUAUUUCAUUACUUUUAUC
Molecule: messenger RNA, 1460 nt
Organism: Anopheles maculipalpis
Lineage: Eukaryota; Metazoa; Arthropoda; Insecta; Diptera; Culicidae
Product: muscle-specific homeobox protein tinman
Exons: 3
Coding region: 33-1406 (457 amino acids)
Biological process (GO): cell differentiation; regulation of transcription by RNA polymerase II
Cellular component (GO): nucleus
Molecular function (GO): DNA-binding transcription factor activity, RNA polymerase II-specific; RNA polymerase II cis-regulatory region sequence-specific DNA binding
Source: RefSeq, a predicted model, not a curated record